AUGAACGGGUCUUUGUCCAAUGGAUCGAGUGAAAUCGAAGACACGCAAUGGCCCUCACCGGAGGCGGAACUGUUUGAGUUACCGUUCUUGUUUGACAUUGCAGAAGCACGUGCUUGUCACGAGACCGUGCUUAGUAAACCAUAUCCGUCUGAUGGACACCUGUACUGCAAUGCGACGUUUGAUGACAUGCUGUGUUUCAACUACACACUGGCGGGGCAAACGGUCUUCAAACCGUGUCCUACUCACAUGCACCCUGGAUUUAACCCAGAAGCUUUCGCAGAGAAGGUGUGUCAGAGUGACGGGACAUGGUACCAUCAUCCCUUCACCAACAAGUCGUGGACAGACUACAGACCGUGUUCACGGCUUCAGGAGGAACACAGUGUGAUAAUGAUAUAUAUAAGCGGAUAUGCCCUUUCCAUUGGUUUCCUAGCCGUCAGCCUCGUCAUAUUCCGACUCUUCGGACAGCUGAAGUGUAACCGCGUGACGCUGCACCAGCACCUGUUCGUCUCCUACAUCCUGUCGGGCUUUCUCUGGAUUCUCUACUACACACAGGUGCCCAUGAGGACGGACAGCGGAAUACUCGCCGCCAACCCGAUCUGGUGUCGCAGUCUACACACAGUCACCCAGUACACGACGGUCUGCAACUACUGCUGGAUGUUGUGCGAGGGUUUCUAUCUUCACACCGCUGUCACAAAAGUGUUCACCAAAGAAAACAGAUUGGUGUGGUGCUGGUUGUUUGAAUCGAAUUUCCUGUGGGCUAUUGUUGUUCCUGUAAUAUUAUCCUUGGUUAUUAACUUGCUGUUUGUGAUCAACAUUCUGAGAAUCAUCGUAUCGAAACUGCGUGCCUUUAAUACGAACGAGAGCUACCAAAACAAACGAGCUAUGCGUGCCAUUCUGAUCUUGAUACCCUUGUUGGGACUCCAGUACCUUGUUAUACCCUUCAGACCCAGCAGCGGACCUCGGGCCCUUUACAUCUUCAAAAUGGUGUCAGCUUUUCUUGUGUCGUACCAGGUAGGCAUGGCAAUCGCGCGGACCAAUCAGGGAGAAUUUGGUGUUUUCGUUGCAAUAAUAUUUUGCUUUUUGAAUGGAGAGGUUGUGACGGUUCUCCGCCGGAAAUGGAUCCAAGUGCGCCAUAACUUGGACGCGACAUUUUUCGACAGACGACGCAGUGUGUCCACCACGUUCGCCAUCACCUGGGAAGACUCGUCCACGAGUGGAGUGAGAAAUGGAAAAAUAUUUAUCAGGAAAAGCAAGACUGAGUUGCAGUCGAUUAUGAAAGAACGAACCGACGCGGAAAACAAAGAGGCUGUAGUGGUACUCUGUUGA
This is a messenger RNA of Gigantopelta aegis, 1326 nucleotides long. Its product is annotated as calcitonin gene-related peptide type 1 receptor-like. Gene Ontology annotation, molecular function: G protein-coupled peptide receptor activity. Gene Ontology annotation, biological process: adenylate cyclase-modulating G protein-coupled receptor signaling pathway; cell surface receptor signaling pathway. Bases 1 to 1326 code for a protein of 441 amino acids. The transcript is spliced from 12 exons. Lineage: Eukaryota; Metazoa; Mollusca; Gastropoda; Neomphalida; Peltospiridae. Gene Ontology annotation, cellular component: plasma membrane. The record is from RefSeq and is a predicted model, not a curated record.